AUGGCUCACUUGUCAGGACAUGACCUAGUGUUGUCUGACUUUGUAAGACAUACUAGUGCUGAUCCGGGGCUGGCAAGGGAUUUAUUAGAAGUUGUCAUUCCCCUCACUGACGCUGAGCGACAGCUGCUGCCGAUCCACUUUGCUGUUGAUCCUCAAUUAAAUUGGUUAUGGGGAAAAGAUGACGAGAAUGACGAAAGAGUGAAAUUGCUGGAAAAAACUGAGGAAGAGAAAGUCUAUUUGUUGAACCGCUAUCUUGAUGUGGUUCUUGUGCCGGUGAGCUUCUCAGACCAAACGACUGAGAACCAUAGAGACAAACCAGAUGACAAAUUUGAAGGUUCCAAAUCUACCAACUGGUCACAAGAUUCACUUGAUAAAGUGCCAAAAGGAAACGGCAAAGGACCUAAACACAAAGUAGGAAUAGCAAGUAACAUGAAAGCCCUGUUUAAAAAGAACCUACCUGGGAAGAAAAGCAAGAAGAAAAAGAAUUCUGAAUGCAGCGAUGACGGCUCAAGCAGUGGACAGAGCAGUUUGUCGGGUAAUUCUGUGGAAAAGCAUAGAGAUAAAAAGUUCGAAAAUGUGGAUGAUCUGCAACAGACAAACUUUAUUGUUGCUGCAAAAUUGAGCACCAAGCGACACCACUUUCAACAGGAAAUGGUUGAAAAUUACAUGAAGCACGCUGAAGAAAGAUUUCUAAAGGACAAGGACUUCAAGCAUAAACAUGCGCUAGAGCAGAAGAGACUACAAGACAUGCGAGGGAAACCGACAAAAUGCAUCACACCUAAAUGUGACAAGUACGGGACUGAGGAUACCAAUUACCUGUGCUCUUCAUGCUAUGCAAGGCAUAAAAAAGCAUCAGUCUACGCACACCCAGCGAGGUCGAACUCUUAUAAUCCACCAAAAGCACCUACUCCUUCUGGAGCUGAUGUUGGCCUUCAUGUUCCACAUCAGCAACAUUUAGAAAAGAGGCAUAGUACAUCAGAAAGUGCUUCAAACUCUCGGACUGUUAUCGAUGAGUACAUUGAUACGUUAAACGUUAAAACCCACGUAAAUCAGGGAUCUAGUGUCGUUACAGAUAUCAGUAAAGGGCCGAUACCGAUUACAAAUCCUGCGCACUCUUUAUCCACAACUAACAGUAGUCACAAACCAGAUGCAGCCACUUAUGAAAAGCGCUGUAGUGAGAACGAUUUGAACCCAGCGAUAAUGGAUCAGGUACAUUUUGGUGCAAAAGCGUCGUAUCUCACUGAUUCGCCAAAAGCCGGAAAUCUUACUCAGAACCCUGCCUACAAAGGUGUAACUACAUCCAAGAUAUCAAAGAAGAAAACUGUGCCAAAGCAAUGCAAAGCUCCAAAUUGUGCUUUUUAUGGAACGGACGAAACUGAUCAUUAUUGCUCACGGUGCUUCCAAGAAAGGAAUCGUACCCGAGCUAUGAUGUUUAGCACCAAGUAA
Saccoglossus kowalevskii is the source of this 1446-nucleotide messenger RNA. Its product is annotated as OTU domain-containing protein 7B-like. Gene Ontology annotation, cellular component: cytoplasm; nucleus. Lineage: Eukaryota; Metazoa; Hemichordata; Enteropneusta; Harrimaniidae. The record is from RefSeq and is a predicted model, not a curated record. Gene Ontology annotation, biological process: protein deubiquitination involved in ubiquitin-dependent protein catabolic process; protein K11-linked deubiquitination; protein K63-linked deubiquitination. Gene Ontology annotation, molecular function: zinc ion binding; DNA binding; cysteine-type deubiquitinase activity.